UCCAUUUUCAUCGUCAAUUCAAGAGAAGAAAAACAUUACCAUAAAUCGUGUGAAAAAUGAAAGUACUCGGUUACUUUAUAUUGUGUGUUUUAUUUGUUGGAAGGAGUGUUUCAUCGACAAGAGUCAGUGCAAAAAUGUGUAUGGACUAUGGUCGGUCGCCACAUUCUCGCCAAUGCCAUCAUAAAUAUUCACCAUUGUUGGGUUAUAUUCCAGCUGGCGAACGCGAAUUUCCCCAUACCGCACUGUUGGGUGUUGAGAAAAAUACCACUCAUCAUUGGCGCAUUGAAUGGUUUUGUACUGGUGUUUUGAUUUCACAUGAUUACGUACUUGGCCUUGCUGAAUGUGGUUUUUCCUUUCACGUACAUGAGUUGACGCAUGUUCGUUUGGGUGAUUUUAACUAUGGAUCGAAUAAAGAGGCGCACAAACCACUAAAUGUAAAAGUAUCCGAAGUGAUUGUGCAUCCAAAGUACAUGAAAAAAUCGUUGUAUAAUAAUUUGGCAUUGAUUCACUUGGAUCAGUCGUUGGAGUUUACAUUGAACAUUCGUCCAGCUUGUUUGCCCCAAAUGUUUGAUGUUGCUGGGGAAACUGUAUCGAUGACUGGUUGGCCGUUUAAACUGUACAGUGUACCAAAAUCGAUGCGAAACAAACAAGAUAUGACGCUGCGCAAAUACAAUAUGAAACCAAUUGAUUUUGAAGAAUGCCAGAAAUUAUUUGCGCCGCACGCCAUCAAGGGAAUGUCACAAAGUAUUUCCGAUACGCAAAUGUGUGCGUCAAUUAUUAUGGAAGACGAGCAAAAAUUCUUUAAAAUUCCGCGACCACUUGAGGUGCUGGAUGGUGCUCCAUUGCAGGAAAUUCAGAAUAAUGAACAUUGCAUGUACACCGUACAUGGAUUGUCAACGUUUAAACCAACAUUUGGGUUAUUGAAAAUGCCAUUGGUAUUUAUUCGCAUUUAUCCUUAUUUAUCCUGGAUCGAGCAGACUGUUUGGCCUGAACAUUUAACAUUAUAAAUUUUAUUGUUGCAAUUAAUAUUUAAAACUUUU
Contarinia nasturtii (swede midge) is the source of this 1040-nucleotide messenger RNA. RefSeq names its product serine protease snake-like. Lineage: Eukaryota; Metazoa; Arthropoda; Insecta; Diptera; Cecidomyiidae. Gene Ontology annotation, biological process: proteolysis. The record is from RefSeq and is a predicted model, not a curated record. The transcript has 5 exons. Gene Ontology annotation, molecular function: serine-type endopeptidase activity. The coding region runs from base 57 to 1007 and encodes 316 amino acids.